Messenger RNA from Salpingoeca rosetta, 4356 nucleotides. RefSeq lists its product as uncharacterized. Bases 1 to 4356 code for a protein of 1451 amino acids. The record is from RefSeq and is a predicted model, not a curated record. Gene Ontology annotation, biological process: pyruvate metabolic process; gluconeogenesis. The transcript has 16 exons. Lineage: Eukaryota; Choanoflagellata; Craspedida; Salpingoecidae. Gene Ontology annotation, cellular component: cytoplasm. Gene Ontology annotation, molecular function: pyruvate carboxylase activity; ATP binding.
AUGCCGCAUUGCAAGGCUGAUGAAUCGUACAUGCUGUGCACCGUCAAAGCCCCCAUUGCCGCCUACCUCACUUUCGACAACGUUGUCCGCAUCGCCAAGGAACAAAAGGGGUGGUUGAGAUUGCCCUUUCCCCGCGCCUUCGAUGUCUGCCAACAGCCCUGCCAGGACGCUAUUGCGAUUGGCCUCUCCCUCCUAUCAACCACCGCAACGCCGGCACCGUCGAGUUCCUCGUCGACACAUCCGAUGGCCGUGUGGUGCAGUCAUAACUUCAUGAAGGUGAACCCGCGCAUCCAAGUCGAGCACACCGUCACGGAGAUGGUGACUGGCGUUGACCUUGUGCAAUCGCAGCUGAUGCUUGCUGGCGGCGCGACUCUGCAAGAUAUUGAGCUCGAACAGGACACAAUCGCCACCUGCGGAUUCAGCAUCAACGCGCGCAUCACCACGGAUGACCCACUCAACGACUUUUCCCCCGAUACAGGUGCACAUGGGCUUGCGUGCCAGUGCGAACCAUUCACCCGGCAGCCGGCAGUGGGCCGCGAACUGGAGCCAUACACAACAGCAGCACCACCACCGGCACAUGGCGACGAGGGAGAGGUUGAUGAGGCGUCGCUUGGGCCGUUUGACGUGCUCGUGCACCACACGGGCAUGCUUGAGCUGGUGCGCGUGCUCCUUGGCAAGCAGCAGGGCGUCAUCAGCAUCACGCCACUGGACGAACAUCAGGGGCGGGUUGCCCGCGUGCAGCUGACGGCCCGCCGCGACCCGGACUGCCCCGCUUGGAUGGCGGACGAGCUGUGGUCCGUGUGGGUUGAGCCCGUGUCCGAGGGUAUUGAAGAGGUGCUGCCCUCGCUCGCCAAGGCAAACGGCGGCUUUCACUCUCACAUGUACAAGCCGGACAGUCACCGCGUCAGAGACAUAUUCAGGUUUGUGUCACGGGAGAGUGCCGAGCUGAUGGUCCGCCUGUACGACCAGCGAGAGGUGCUGGGCACGAAGCUCAACGUGUUCCCAGACCCAAAGGCAAAGAACUGGAAGAGCAAGGGCAAAGGCACCACGUGCUCCUCCCCUGCAUCACCAACAUCCACCACGCCGGCGCCUGUUGCGGGCCAGGCACAGCGCACCACCGUGCAGGCGACGCUGGAGCGCGCAGGCGUCAACGUCCAGUCGCUGCAGGUCUUCCCGGACCUGUGCUGUGCAAGCGUUGACGUGGUUGCCGACAGCGAGGAGACGUUCAGGAGCCUGCUGCCACUACCCAUUGACACGGCAGCGAGCGCCUGUCGUCUGGAGGCGCGCCAGGCACCGCUGCACCGCAUUGUUGUCACCUGCACCCCGCGCAGCAAGCCCACCACAGGCCGCGACAUUGUGCAGGCGUUUGAGACGAACUUUGGCGGCAAGGCGAAGCUUGUGCCCAUCCCACAGUCCCUCAAGGACACGCUGUCCCACAUCCAUCCGUUUGCCAACACGCGCAUGGCUGAACAAGAACAAGAACAAGGAGCACAGCAGCAGCAGCAGGGUGGAGGUGGUAGUGAGGAACACGAUGCUGAUGCGAUGCCAAAUGCUGUGCACGACCCUCAUCAGUACAAGAAAGACGGCGAUGCUGGCAGCGACGACAGCAAGAGCAGCAAAAGCGGCGGCGCGUCCUCUGAGACCACGCUGCAGCGCGUGUUUGUGCUGGAGACGACAGACACGCGUGCGGCGCAUGCGUGCGUGCGCAAGAUACAGUUUGCCAUCUCUGUCUCGCACAAGUUUGUGGCGCGGCUGUGCUACCCAAACGACGUGCACGUGGCAGUGCUCGACCCCAAGUUGGGCGGCCUCCUGUCGGACCUCGUCGACGCAUUCAACAAGGGCAGCGUGGCCAAGGACCUUGAUGUGCUGGCGGCUGUAACCAUGGGCAACCACAUCUGCUUCACAGGCAGCACUGCCGUGCUGGUGUGGUCGCAGGCCAAGCUGCUUGCAAGCUUCCUCGCGCCCGCCUUCCGCCCGUUUGCCCGCAGCGACCGCGUGCUGGGCGACGACAAGAUCAUGGAGCACGUGCUGAACGACUACGGCUUCAAGCUGGUCCGCUACCCGACGCUUGGCCUGCUGCCCUACGCAGACACGGCACACGGGGCCAUGCGGGAUGUGGAGUUUCAUCCCGCCCAUCGCAUCACCCGUGGCACCCCAGCAGGCGCUUAUACACACGUGCGACCUGGACGGCGGGGCGCCAUACUGCUGGAGUACUCGCUGUACUACUACCUGGACCAGGACAGGGAGCGCGGGCUCAGCUACAUCAACAGCACCGUCGGCGCCAACAUCAAGUCGCAGACGACGAUCAGCGUCACGGGCAUGCAAUACCGCUUCCUGGACUCGCAGCUGCUUGAGCUGGCCCGAAAGUUCCGCGUGUAUGUGCGCAAGCCCAGCGCGGAGGACAGGGACGCGUGCGCCUCAAGCGUGCCCAUGACCGUGGAGGGCAUGCAGCGGCAGCUGACGGCGUUUGACAACGCGGUGCAGGACACGCUCAAGGACUACAUGUGCCACAUGCUCGGCCUGCCGGUCAUUGACACGUCGCACGUGCCGGAGAUGUCCGAGGCGGACCUCACCUUCCUGAAGCGCAAGCUGUUCAAUUACCUGACCAAGGCCGGCCGCACGGUGUGCCGCAGCAAGGACGACGUGGUGAGCUACAUUGCGCCACAGGACGUGAUUGGCACGCCCACUGAGCGCAACACGGUCAUCCCGACGACGGAGUCGACGUUCCACACCAUCGCCCACAUCCAGCCCACGUGGUACGUGUGCCAGGUGCCCAUGUCCGUGGCCAAGGAGCUGGUUGCUGGACAGCAACCUGAAGCGGCUGCGCAAGAAGGCGUUGGUGCUGAUGCCGGUUAUACCGCAAGCACGGGCGCUCCUUCGGCAACUGCAAAUGCUUCUGCUGCCACUGCUUCUUCUGCUCCUUCUGCUGCUGGCGACGAUGGCGCAAGCCGCGCACGCAGGAGUAACAUCACAACAGCGAGCAAAGGGUGUCCUGUCAACUUCAGUGCCCACGCCGUGCUUAAAGGCCCGCGCAUGGAAGUGGUGGCGGCGUCGGAAGUGAUGUUGCUGACCACGUACGAGAGGCUGUUCCCGGCCAAGGUGAAGCAGGCCGUGUGGGAGGUGGAGCCAUACCAGUACCACACCAUCAGCGAGACGCUGCUCGCGGUGCAGCUGCAUGCGGAGAUUCGCGAGGGAAGCAUCACCAACGACCGCGACAUGAACGCCGAGAGGAGCGGCCCCCUUGCGGUACAACGAGGCGCGCGUGACCACGUCCGCACGUGCUGCACGUGGUUGCGCCAAACUUUGCACCCGAGUUUGGCAUGGCAGCACGGUGGCGCAGACGGCUGCGGACCUGAAGACGGCGUACCGCGCGCUGCUGACGACGGCGCGGGACAACAACAUCCGCUCCCUCGCCACGUGCGCGCUCGGGUGCGGCGCUUUCCGCUGUUUGAGGUGAUUGACGAGGUGGACCGCGACGGCACGUUCUUUCUUCGACACCAUCCGCGUGGCCAUCAUCACCAAGGACCUGACCCCAUCCACACGUGGCUGUAUACGGGGCCCACGUACACGGUGCCGCCCUCCAAUGCGGAGCUGGACAACAAGGCCGCAUGGAACGGGUUAACGCACGACGCGACGCUGCUGGUUGAGAACGCCUUCAACAAGUACCGCGCUGGAAGUCGGUGCGCUCUUCUUCAAGAUCCAGUGGUUGACGGCUACUUCACGGUGGACCUCCAGGAACACUGGAACGACCUGCGCCUGAGAUUGAGCGUGCGGCGGGUGGUGGACGAGCAGCGGUCGAAGCUGGAGCCACAGGCCAUCUUUGAGCUUCCUGACCGCUGGGACAUGCGCAAGGGCCAGUUGCUUGUUGACGUGUCCAGCGAGGACGAGCUGGGUCGUGUGUGUGCGCGCCCCCAGUUGGAGCCGCUUCUCCCCCGAAACAUGCGCGUGCAGCGCGUGCAGAAGGUGCCGCUGUUCAAGCGGUACUUGGAGAGCGUGCACCGCGUGCACUGGCGGCCCGCGCCACCAAGCCUGCCCAACGACAUUACGCCGCUCUCUGGCGACGAUGACGACAACAUCGUGUUUGCGCACCGCCUGCUGCACGUCAUCUGCAAGAGCGAGCUUGGCCUGACGAUCAAUUACGCCAGCGCUGAGGGCUACUUUGGCUCCGGCCUGUAUUUCAGUCACGACCCGUCGUUUGCUGUCAAGUAUGGCCACCACGAGGGCAGCGCAAAAGACAAGAACGACACCACCAGCGAGCGGCGCGUCGAUACGGACAUGUUUGUCAUCUACGACAACGGCAUGUGCUACCCGGAGUACAUCAUCUGCUUGACGAUGAUGUCACACGCUGCACAUUAA